AAUUCAAACCGUUUUAAUCACGCGGUUUACUUCAACGCGUAGGCUACUCAAACAAACAAACAAUAUGUAUAUGUAUAUAUAUAUAUAUACUCAUGCGAUUACCCUAGAAACUACAGUUGCGUAAGAUAUUUGCUAAUAUUUAAUAAAUCUAUCACGAACUCUACACUAUGAGUCGUCUACUUGCUUUACAAAAUGUUGGGUUUUAGGACUUUGAGCUAUUUUAUCACAAACUUCCACAUUAGAAAAGAAUCCUCUACUUAUAUUCUGUCCUGAUAAAUACCGGAAUCACAAUUUUCACGUUCAGAAAGAAAGAACUGGACCGAAAAGGCCGUAUUAGUAACAAAUGUUAUCAAUUUUCUUGUUGUGACAUGCAAGUAUUUCCUUAAAUUCAUGAUGAAAACAAAGGUUCUUGUGGAGAGGUGUGUUCAAACUGCUGGCUUUGUGCCUAUGUGUUUCAGUAGGUAACAAGCAUGUUGGAAUCUGAUGAUCCUCCUCCUAGCAUCAUUACUCUUCUCCCUCCAUUGAUGAGACUAUCAUUUUGGAAUAUGAUGGAGGACAGAUGUGUAGACAAUUGUUCAGGACAUGGGGAUUGCUAUCAAGGAGUUUGUUUUUGUGAAGUGCAGUACAGUGGGGGAAGCUGCACUGAUCCAAACCUGGGAUACUUCAUUGCAUUCUCUAGUAUAUUCUACAUAAUAAGUGUUGUAUCUUUUGUGCAGUUGUUACUAUGUGUGAAAUCAGAAUAUGGAAGAAUGAAGUCACCAUCUGUGUUAAAAGCAUGUCGAAUAACAACACAAAAAGCAUUGUAUAUUUUAAUAUGUAUAGCCACAUCUAUCAGAGGCUUUUAUUUCUCAUCUCCGGAGAAUGCAGCACUUCAGUGGACGUCUAGUUUAUUAAGUGCAUAUUAUCCAGUUCUUAUUACAGGCUCCUCUCUCAUUGUUUGUUUUUGGGCUGAGGUAUUCCACUUGCAGGACAAAACUUUGGAUAGGCCUUCUUUUCUCAGUAAAUCUUUCUUUGGCUUCCUAGCUUUCAACAUCAUUACAUAUUCUUUACUCAUGACUGAACUGGUCUUGCUUCAGCUAGAAGAUCGAAGUGAGAGUGAAAAGAAUUUUUUCACAGGCGUGUUCAAUGGACUUUAUGCAGGUCUCAUGCUCAUCGUGGUCAUAUUUUUUCUUGUGUAUGGAACACUUAUGUACUUUCAGCUUCGAGGAGGGUUUGUUCAGAAUUCGACAACACCCACCAACACUUCACAGCUUCAUCAGUCCAGGGUGGGGCUUGUUUCUCAAGGAGUGUUACUUCUCAUCACUGUUGCCUUUAUUAUCUCAGACACUCUUGGGAGUUCUUGGAAAGAUAAGGUCCCUGUUUUAAGUCGCAAUUGUCAUGAUGUGAUUUUUCGAGUUGUAGAAAUGGGUGUUGCUCUGUGGUUUCCAUGUGUCUUGUGGAACUGUGUGAGUCCAGAGCAGCUGUGGAUCUUGAAUCCCAAAAAGAUUUUAAUGAAAUUAGAAGCUGAUAAACCAGCUCAACCAACUGAAGAAGAAGCUUUGGUAUCUUCAUCGAAAGAAGUAGUAGUUAGAGCAGCUCUGAAUAAUUCAUUGGAGAAACCGGGUGAAUGUUGGAUCUGCUAUGAUUCAGAGAGACAAGAUGUAGGGCCUUUGAUACAGCCUUGUCUUUGUAAAGGGGAUGUUUCUGCUGUUCAUCAUGAUUGCUUAAAGAAAUGGCUAGAGCAAUCAUCAGAAAACCCAGACAACAUGAGUUGUAAAGUUUGUAAGGAAGAGUACAAGCUUGAACGUGGAACUCUCCACUUACCUAGAGGACUUACCAAAAUUCACUGGCUGCAGACAUCUGCUGUUGUUGCACUCAUGUGUACCACCGUUGGAGGAGCCUGUCUGUUGGUGAAGAUGUUCAACACUGUUGCCGUUCGGACAGCAACAGUAGGAGUAGCACUACUAGUUCAGUGUAUAUGCUUAAGACUCCUUGGGUUUAGUUUUUUGACUGCUUAUCACCGAGCCAAAUUCUCAACAGUUCGUAUCUUAGAAAACAAGCCAACGGGUAUUGCUGCAGUAUCGGGACCACAAACUAAAGUAGUCAUUUGUACCGAAUUGCGGUCCAACAUGGAUACUGGAACUCCUUCUGAAAGAACCCUCUUAAGUACAGUGUCAAAUCCAGUUGGAACAGAAGUAACUAUAUAAGUUGAAGCUAUCUGAUGCUUCUUGUAGAAACAAAUUACUCUCCAGAGAAUUAGAAGAAAAGGAUCGGUCUAUUGAAACAGCUGAAGCCGUCAUUUGAAAGCAAUUUAUAACUUGCUGGGUUAUAAACCUUAACUUAUACAAUGUAUGUGAAAUGUUUAAUAUAACAGACUGAUCAUUUUUUAACCUAGACAUUUUCUUGUUGGUAUUUUAAGAUUGCUUCAUGAAUUUUUAAAAAAAAAGGUAUUAAUAGGUAAAAUGGAAUGUAGAUGAAAUAUUCUUUUUAAAUAACCAGUAAUGUUGACAUUUCACUGUUGCUAAUAUGUCAGCAGUUAUUUCACAUCUUGUUUGAGCUUUUAAUGCUGGGAUAUCGCUAGUAUUGUAGUGUUAAGUUUUUUGUUGUGUGUAUGUGUAUUUCCACAAAUAGUUAUAUAAAUUUCAAAGAAUUUAACAGACCAUACAAUCAUAUUUUUUGCAAUUUUUAUCAAAGUAAUUUAAAUUAUAUAGUAAAUUAUAUAUGGUUUAAUUUUGAGGAUAGCAAAAAAGCUUAGUUUAUUUACUUUUUACAGAAUAAGUUUUUCUGCAAAAGUUCAUAAUUUGACCCAUUAUGCUAUGUUCAUUUUUAUUAAUAAUUGCCCUGGAUUUGGCAAUUAUUAUUUUCCCAGUGCCCCAUAAAAAGUACGACAUGCCCUAGGAUUGGCAUAAUAGGUCAUUUGUAUAAUUAAUUGUAAAUGACAAGUGAAGUUGCUUCAAUUUGGUGAAACAACCAAAAAAAACUUCAGAAAGCGUUGAUAUUUUAUCUUCUGAGAAAAUAUUGUAUUUUUUUGGAAAUUGGUAUUGAAUGAAGUUUUUAACUAGAAAGUGCAACAAAUUACUAAUGAACCUACAUAUAUAUAUAGAUACCAUAAUGUACAUACAAUUAAAACCUAAGGUGCUUAACUUCAUUUUUUAAUAAUAGUAUAUUUGUUUUGAAAAAUGUUAUUUUAACCCAUUGUACAUAAAAAUUAGUUUUAAAAAUGGACGACUUACUUUGCAAGUAGUAUAUGCCCCCCCUCUCCAAUUAUAAAUGUUAUUAAUAGUAAACAAGCUAUUAUAUUUUGAGAUAGCUUGCAUGGUGAAAAAAAACCAAAAAACAAACCAGCUACUUGGAUAGAAGUGUAAUGUUUUAUCAUUGUAUAUUGUGUGUGUGUGUGUGUGUGUAUAUAUAUACACACACAGACAUAUUUAAAAAGUGAAAGUAACAAUUCUGGUUGUAACUUCAUAUGAUAUUUUAGUUUAACAUUAACAAAAUUAUAUAAAAUAUUGGAAUUUCUGAUUUUAGGUGAGCCUUGAAUAUUAAUUUUCUGAAUCAUUUUGCUUUUCAGACUCUUGUACAGUAUUUGUUUUCCCAAUAAUGAUCCAAUUCAAUUAUAGUGGAAUAUUCUGAUCAUUUUAGUUCUGCAAUCAAAAAAAGGAAGUUGAAAUGUUAACUUCACUAUAUGGUACAUGUAUAUUCAUUGAAUAUAUAGAUUAAAAUUAUAUUGUAAUUUU
Limulus polyphemus (Atlantic horseshoe crab) is the source of this 3713-nucleotide messenger RNA. RefSeq lists its product as uncharacterized. NCBI's taxonomy places the organism in Eukaryota, Metazoa, Arthropoda, Merostomata, Xiphosura, Limulidae. Gene Ontology annotation, molecular function: zinc ion binding. The record is from RefSeq and is a predicted model, not a curated record. The transcript has 15 exons. Bases 471 to 2186 code for a protein of 571 amino acids.